Messenger RNA from Leptinotarsa decemlineata (Colorado potato beetle), 883 nucleotides. Its product is annotated as general odorant-binding protein 99b. NCBI's taxonomy places the organism in Eukaryota, Metazoa, Arthropoda, Insecta, Coleoptera, Chrysomelidae. Gene Ontology annotation, molecular function: odorant binding. The record is from RefSeq and is a predicted model, not a curated record. Gene Ontology annotation, biological process: sensory perception of smell.
UAAUCAUUCUUUCAUAAUUGGUGUUUAUGUGAACAUUCAUCCUAUCUUAUUAAAUUUGUUGUAAGUUUACACCUCCCAAAAUGCAUUGUUCGCGUUCCAUUGCGAUAUGUUUAUUUUUAUGUGCGUGUUCUAAGCAAGUGGAAUCCUUCACAACUGAAGAUCUUAAUACCGAUUUGAAGUACAUAAAAACCUGUAACGUAACGUCGCCUAUUAGUAUGAGAACUAUUAAUGAAGUAUUGAUCAACAAAAAACUGGUUAUUGGCGAAUCGGCUGCUUUCAAAUGUUUUUUACGUUGCCUCUUUACCAAGUAUGGUUGGAUGGAUGAGGAAGGGGGAUUCCUUCUCCACGAUAUAAAAGUUUCAUUGAAAGAAGCAGAGGUUGAAAUAGAAAGCUUGGAGUUUAUCCUUUAUAUAUGUACAGCUAUAGAGUCAGCAGAUAGUUGUGAAAGGUCUUUUCUGUUCACGCAGUGCUUUUGGAACAAAAUGGCCGAGGUUUGCAUUAUGGUGAACUGCGAUAUAGCCACAAACUCCAUCAAGAAAACAUCGGAUUUGUAUAAUCUGAAAUCCGCGACAACCCCCUACCAGCUAAUCGAAACGUUGAGAAAGCAAGUUCUUGCGAAAGAAGAUGAACUAGUGAAAGCCGAACAGAUCAACCAGAGUUUUGAGAGAAUGAUUCAACUGGUGAAUAUUUUAGGUCAAGUCGAUUCGUUUUUGACCGAUCGAACUAAGACGAUGAUUAAAAAAAUCGCCAUGCUCGCAGAUGCUGAUGACGGAAAAUAUGAACAAGAAUAUUUCGGUCAUAAAAAUAAUCUGAAAAAGAAAUGAAAAUUUGCAAUGUAAUGAAUUUUAUACUUUUCGUACAAUAAAAACGUUUUUAUAAAGUU